Messenger RNA from Poecilia reticulata (guppy), 5606 nucleotides. RefSeq names its product Rho GTPase activating protein 30 (gene arhgap30). The record is from RefSeq and is a predicted model, not a curated record. Gene Ontology annotation, biological process: small GTPase-mediated signal transduction. Gene Ontology annotation, molecular function: GTPase activator activity. NCBI's taxonomy places the organism in Eukaryota, Metazoa, Chordata, Actinopteri, Cyprinodontiformes, Poeciliidae.
UUUUUGCGUCAUCACUUUAUGCUGCUUCUUGUGUGCCGUUGCAGAGUGAAGGGGGGAAGACUAACAGUUUGUCCAAAGACUCCAGCUUUACAAUGCGAUACAGCUCAAACAGGUGGCAGAGUUUCCAGCAGCAGCAGCAGCAGCGCGCUAGAGUCCCUGAAAUGCACAGCUCCUCCACAAAUUCACUGCCACACUAACGAGAGUUGGAGAGCAAAUCCAGCCCAGGCAGGCAGGAAGGCAGGCUGAGCUGACGGAGGAGCAACACAGGCCGCUCUGAAUGUGAGGUGGAAACCAGAGGCAGGAAGAGAUGCGGAGAAAUCGAAGAAAAGGAGGCAACAAAGAGAAGGUGUUUGGAUGUGAUCUGCUGGAGCAUCUGAUCGCCUCCAAUCAGGAGAUUCCCCUGGUGCUACGAGCCUGCAGCGAGUUUGUGGAGCAACAUGGGAUCGUGGAUGGAAUCUACCGCUUGUCUGGAGUGUCGUCCAACAUCCAGAAACUACGGGGCGAGUUUGAGAGCGACGGGUCUCCAGAUCUGAACAAAGAUGUAUAUCUGCAGGACAUCCACUGCGUCAGCUCUCUGUGCAAAGCUUAUUUCAGAGAGCUGCCCAACCCUCUGCUCACAUACCAGCUGUACGACAAGUUUGCUGAGGCAGUGGCCAUCCAGCUGGAGGAGGAGAGGCUGGUAAAGAUCAGGGAUGUGCUGAAGGAGCUGCCAGAACCUCAUUACAGGACUCUGGAGUUUCUGAUGCGUCACCUGGUCAAGAUGGCUUCCUAUUCCUCAGAGACCAACAUGCACGCUCGCAACCUGGCCAUCGUCUGGGCCCCCAACCUGCUCAGGUCCAAGGACAUCGAGGCGUCGGGAUUCAACGGUACCGCCGCCUUCAUGGAGGUCCGGGUCCAGUCCAUCGUGGUGGAGUUCGUCCUCACUCACGUCCCUCAGCUGUUUCCUCUGGAAGGCGCACCUACAGAGAGGAGGAAGUCCCUCCCCUCGCCGUCGGCGCUGCCCAAUCAGGAGCUCGUGUUCUUUAGGUCGCCGGGUUUUCAGCCUAACUUUGGGAACAUUAGUCCAGGCGAUGGUCCCCUCGCCAUCAGACCCUACCACUCAAUCAUCGAAGGCACAGACAAGAGGAAAGGAUCGCUCAAAGGCAGGAAGUGGAUGUCCAUUUUCAACAUUGGAGGACGAUUCCCAGACCCGCGACGGAAACACAAACAUUCUGCCAAGGAAAAAGACAGAGCAUCUUUAAGACCGGCAAGAAGCAUGGACUCCCUCAGCACACCGUCCUACCCAAAUGAAGGUUCCAGGCGCUCUGGGCCGCGUCCUCCAUCCACCAACUUGUCCCCUGCUGCCACCAGCCUGGCUCCGCCCGGCUCAGACUCCGCAGCGCCCGCCCGGUUAGGGAGCAGAGAAUAUGCCGUGACCUACCGCAGAGGAACGGGUUUAGUGAGUGGAGGAGCAGGCACCCAGGGGACCUACACGGCUCUGGACCCAGAGGGUUUAGCGGUGCCAGGCAGCGAAGGCGUCCAGACCAGGUCUCCAGGACUCUCCAACAAAGCCAGACGAGCGGCUAUGCACAUCACCGGCCCCACCAUGGUCACCGUGCCGCUACAUAUCACCUCCAACCUGGCGUUGGGGCUUCUUCAAGGAGGUGGCAGUGACAGGGUCAUCAUCCGGGGAAGAGACAAAGACGGAGGGGACAAGCAGGACGACAAGGAGGCAGGGGGAAAGAUUGAGAUCAAGGAGCCAAAAUUAAUGGAGUGGAACGUGGAAGAGAGCAAAAAUGUUGAAGAAAAGGACAAGAGUGAAAAUGAAACGGAAGAUUUGGACACAGAGGGACAUAAAGGGGCAGCAGAAGUCUCUGAGGAGGAGAGGAAUGAAGGAGAAGAGAAAAACGGUAAGGAGCUAAGAGAAGAUUGUGUACACAAGGAGACGGGAGGAAAACAUGUACCAAGAGAAAAACGAGUGAAAAGCCACAACUCCAGCACAGAGGAAGAUAAUCACGAAAACAUGGGAGAUGAAGACCAAGACAGCGAAUACAUGGAAAUGAAGGGAUCAGAGCUGAACUGUCAGCAGGCGGCUGCAGCCUCGCAGCAUGAAGACGACAGCGUUUCUGAUUCUGGUGAUUUUCUAAACUCAACUGAAGCCGAGGAAGACGACCACAAACUGUCGGGCUACAUCCAGGACAACUUUGAAUUCCUGGACCAGAUGGACUGCAGCGCCAUGGACCACAUGGACUGCAGCGUGUCCUAUCAGAUUAAUGAAUUCUCCGUCGAGCCUCCUGGUCACUCUGAUGAUGAGUAUGAAGUCAUGGCUCAAGCUGAGAGACAGACGCUGAGUGCGACCGAGCCGAAUCCACACAGACCGCUCAGCCUCGACCUGAACAGUCGACACACUAAAUCCCUCAGCUUGCCCUACAUGACGUCGCCCGUAGACGGACCGGAGGAACGCUCUUCCUCUGACGAUGUUUCAGAAGACGAGGGAGAUGAAGACGAUUACAGCAGCGACGAAGAUGAGAGCAUGUUUGUUAAGAGCCUGCCUCCAGACUUCUUCUUGAGCAAUCUGUCUGGGCUGGAAUCAGACAACCAGGACUGUCCCAGCCCUGAGCUGGUCCAGGAGCUGCUGAGGUCUGAGGGAAAAAGCUGCGAACCGUUGGAUGUUGAACUUUCUGUUUGUAAAGAAGCAACUGAGCAUGUGCAGGAAAACGCUGGAAACGAUGAAGAAAAGCAAGAGACAAAAAAGGAGGAAGAGGAUGAAUCUCGUCAUGGAGAAGAUCAACUUGAAACGGACACACAGAGGACAACAGAUGAAUCUCCAAGCGCCGCAGAAGACGAUGAAAGUGAAAAAUGUCUAACUUCAGAAGCAUCAACAAGCUGCUGUGAGGAGCUUCAGGAAACCGACAGCGUGACUGGAGCAAAAGCUGAGGACGGGGAAGAGGUUCUGGAUGAGCCUGGAGAUGAUUCUCUUUUGACGACAAGAGAUGAUACGUCAAAAGACAUUGAAGGACAAGUCAGUGAGGAGGACAAUGCAAACAGCAGGACAAGUAGUGACAUUUGGAGUGAGAUUGAGGAUGUUGUUUGUGAAGUGAUUGAGGAUGAGGAGAGUGAGCAGUCUGAGAGGAAGGCUUCUCCAGAGGCUGAUGUCGAAGAAGAUGGAGAAGCGGAGGAGGAAGACGUGACGAACAAGACAGAAGCGUCAUCACUGGAGCCAAAUGUAGAAAAACCUUCAGAGGAAGAGAGAAAUGAGUUAAAUCAAGAAGCUGAGCAUCAAAACAUCGGAGAUGUGGUUUCCGAAGAAACAGAAAAGGAGAAGGAAGACGCAGACAGAGCAGAAAGCAGAACACAACCGAGCGCCGAUAAACAGCCAGUGAUCUCAUCUGAUAUUAGGGACUCAAAGGAAGGAAGUAAUCCUGCAAACGGCAGUGGCAGCCCAGGAGGUGUUGGGAGGAAACUGGUCGUCUCCAAGCAGCCUAAGGUUUACCAGGUCAAAGCCGUGCCGGUCGUUCCCCCGAAGCCUCAGCACUGCAAAAUCACCGCGCUGACCCUCCGUCAGCAGCAGCAGGAACGAGAGAGGAAAGACAACGCUCUGAAGGUCCCCACAGAGCAGGAGCGGGACGGAGACGGGGACAGCGAGACCGCCGAGAAAAAGGACAGGCCGUCAAUGCUCAGAGAGAAGAGGAGGGACGGCCUGGACGCAGCGGUGAGGGACGCGAAGAGGAACAGCCCGCUCAGCAUGUGCUUCGAUGAGGCGGUGGCCAUUGCGACGCUGAGGCGGGAGAAAGAGCGAGGAAGAGAAGGAGAGGCGGACCCAGAGGGACUGGGGAAGUGAGGGACAGUAGCUGGGCCUCCAUUACAAAUGUGUGCAAAACUUUGUCGACAUUCCAGAAACAAAAUUUCACAACUGCGACGUUUUCAUGAAAUAAGAAAUGCAAUUUAAAAUCAUGUUUUUGUUCACGCAAUAUGUCCACAGCAAAGACAGAUGUAAACAGUUACUUGAGAUUAUAGUCAUAACUCAGCGACAAGUCUCUUAUAUUUGUGAACGGUUACGUAUGCAGCGUUUUGGGGAAAUUGUAGAUUUUAGCUACAGAUUCAAUAUGUCUGAAUGACAAACUCAUCUUUUUAUAAACUAUGAGAACUUUGUUGGAUCCAGCUGGACAUAGUUAGAAAAAAACAAAAACAUUUGUCCUUCUAUCACUUCCUGUCAUCUUCUUUGGCGUUUCUGACAGUAGCUGUCGAUCACACGAGCCGUGUGAUGCGAAAAAAUGUAUUCCAUGGCAGUUUUGUGAAAUACAUCCAUUUCGGUAUGACUGAAAAACCACCUCAUUCUACCACAAAAGUGAGAUUUUUCAAAAUUGCUGGCUGUGUUUCCAUGAACCGGAUUUUAAAAAUUCCAAAUUGCCCAAAUUUACUAACAGUGGAAACACAGCUAGUAAAACUUCAUCAUUAUUUUAUUUUGUGAUUGCUGACAUUUUUGUCAUCAAUGUUAAUAUUUAGUUUUAUUGGUUUACAAGCAUCAUAGUAGCUUUGUUGAAAACAGUUUAUAAAGUUAUAAAGGCGUAAAAAGCUACCACCAUAUAGUUUAGUGGUAAAAUCUCACCAAAAUAUUUGACUCAUUUUUCAGUGGAAAAAUUCUCCUACACAUCUGUAUCAUCUGUGUAAUUAUUGGCACCCGUGGAGCCUUGGUGACCCCAGCAUGCCACUUUGUGACUUGUUAAGAUAAAUGUGGGUUCCAGUUGUUUUGCAUUUUUAAUUAUUGCUCUGCCCCUAAGGGCAAGAUGCAACGAGAAGCUACUUAUUUUCUCAUUUGUAUAUCAACUUCCCUAACUUUAAUGAUAUAGCUCCUUCUCUUUCCCAUUUUGAAAAACAGCUAAGAGAAAUCGGCCUCUGUGUCACGUUACACUUCCACCCCAGAACUAGGAACAACUUAAAAAUAUAGAGAAUAAAUAAAAAAAUAGUUCAACUUCAUUUAGGUCACAAUAAUUGUGACGGGAGGCAUUUCUCACAUGAGAUUUUCAUUCCUACUGAAUAAAUGUGGUAAAGUUAAAAGUGUAUUUUUCAAUUCUUUUUUUCAUUUUCAAUGGUGAGAUUAUGGAACUGAAAUGGAAGAUGAUAAUUUAACUUAAGGCUUUUCAUACAUCUUUACCCGAUUUUUUCUCAUUUUAAUUUUGCAUUCGUCAGACACAAAUGAAAUAAUAGAAACUUGAGAUCCAGUUUGUUAUAAGUGUGUUGAAGUCAUUAUAACUUAAUCCCAGGCUUUAAUAAUUCUGCCUGGAAUUAUUCUAAAUAAAAUAUGAAAAAUGCAAACAUUGAGGUGGAACGAAGUAUUUAGUGCUGCUCCAACAUCACAUUAUACAGAUGAACAGCCUUUAUAAAUACUCGUCAUUCUUCAUCUCUGUUGUGUGAUGGUUGUAUUAUAAAAAAAAAAAACAUUUCACUUUGUUUACCUGCAUUUUGAUUCUCAAGAUUUUGGAGAUUAGUUUUGAGCACUUACCGUUUGCACUUAUCUUUGGGUCAGUUGUUUCUAUGCAAAGUUUAUGUACAUAAAUAGUUUAUCUGAAAUUGAUUGAUUGACAUGUCUGGUUUGAGGCAUUUGAAUAAAGAGCAUUGUGAAUUAA